AUGGGUGAUCUCGAGAACCCGCUUGCCGCCGGCGACUGCGUCGGCAGUGCGUACGCCGACCAGCGCACCAGGCGCAGAAAUCUAUGGUGGGGGAAUCUGCUGUGCGCCGUAAUGCUCGUCGGCUUCUCGUUCUUCCUCGCCUACUUCCAAGUGUACACCCCCGGCCCGGCGGUGUACCUCGCCUCGCGUGUCAUCGGGUAUACCGGCAUGGCCAUCUCCGUGUGCUGGGGACUCUUCCUAGUUCAUCACUGGAACGAGGUUGCUAAAGAGGAACAGAGGAUCAUAGACUCGUUGAUUGCCCGGCGUCGGCGGGAAGGGCCUGCUGGCCGGGGUACCAAGGCGGCGGAGGUGGUGCUCACGGGCUUCACCAUCCUUGGCAACGGCGUCGCCUUCAUCCUCUCCCUGGCGCCCAUCCUCACCUUCUUGGUGCCAAUCUUCAUGGACAAGGGCGUAGGUGACCGGACGUCUUACGGGCAUAUCCUCACGCUCUUCAGCAGUGUCGCCAUGUUCAUGUAUGCACUGCCGCAGUACCCCGACGCCGUCGCGUCUUUGGCGAUCAACGGCGCCUCAACACUACUCCAGCUGAUCUAUGUGGGUGCCUUCGCUUGGUUUGCGGUCGGGACGGUGCGCCGCCAUGCCCUCUACGCACUCGCCCCCGUCCUCCUAGCGUCGGCCGUCCUCCCCUGCCUUGUCUUCACUAAGGUGGUCGGCACACCUUUCGUCUCCUUCGUCGUGGCCAUCGCAGCCUUGCUCGCCUACGGCUUCGCCAUUUUUGACAUGGUGGAAGCAGCAAAUCUGAAGCUGGUGGAUAACAUGGAUCCCUUGUACGAGGUGCUACUGGGAUUUGUCAACGCCAUCACUUCGGGCUUCUGCGCGUCUCUGCAGGCCACACCGGAUCUGUACAUGGCGGUGCCCAACUUCAUUGGAGCCGUGAUCCUGCUCGCCUAUGUGGCCGUGUACAUUGCCCACCGUGAGCCACCAUCCAUCUUCCAUGAUGACGUCCGCAACUUCGGGUUUGAGCUCCGCAAGAUGUUCGAGUCCCCCGUCUAGGAGCUGACGGAGGACUUUGAAAAACUUAUGAGCUUAUGCUAUGCCAGACAUCAUGAGACUUAUAACACUCAUUCAGACAGAGUUAUGCUCCCUUGCGAGCUUAUGUUAAUUCAAAUAUUAUCAUGAG
Triticum urartu is the source of this 1177-nucleotide messenger RNA. NCBI's taxonomy places the organism in Eukaryota, Viridiplantae, Streptophyta, Magnoliopsida, Poales, Poaceae. The record is from RefSeq and is a predicted model, not a curated record.